GCUUUGUAUUUCUCCUCGAUGUCCUUUGCCAAUCACCUCUCCAGCCAAAUUAUCGCUGUUUCACUUUAUUAUCUUAUCUCGAUCAACGUCUCGAUCCCAAAUCUUUCUCGUUGUAAAGCAAUAUUAAAUUGGCUUCUAUCUUUAAUUCAAUUUUAAUCCAAGCGAAUUAGGAAAUUCAGAGCUAAAAAAGCAAUGGGUCCUGAAUCGAGCUCGUCAACAACAACAUCGACGUCAUCCCCAAGCGCGAAACGAAGCAGAGAUCCCGAAGAUGAGGUUUAUCUUGACAAUCUCCACUCUCACAAGCGUUAUCUCAGUGAGAUAAUGGCGUCUAGUUUGAAUGGAUUGACUGUUGGGGACCCCCUUCCUGAAAAUCUCAUGGAAUCUCCGGCUAGGUCUGAAGGCAUGUUCUAUUCCAGGGACGAAAUGUCAUGGCAAUGUUCACCAAUGUCAGAAGAUUCAGAUGACUCAAGAUUUUGUGAGACGCCUAUGAACACUUGCUUAUCCCAUUCUGACAGCUUGCCCACUAGUCCUGUUUCCCCGUAUAGGUAUCAAAGACCACUGAAUGGUUUCUGCUCCCCUCCUUCAACUAGUUCAUACCCUUCUCAUGGGAAUGUCAGUGCUGUUGCUAGUUCACAGCCUCGCCAAAGAGGCUCAGAUACAGAGGGCCGGUUCCCAUCCUCACCAAGUGAUAUUUGCCACUCUGCUGACUUAAGGAGGGCGGCACUCUUGCGUUCUGUACAGAUGAGAGCACAGCCUUCUGCUCUGUCAUCAUUUGAAUUGCCAUUUGGUUCAGGCCAAGAGAACGUGCCUAAUAUUGAAGUUGAGGACCGGCCAUGCUCGUACAUGAAGUCCUUAGUUGAUGAUAGAGAAUAUCAGAUUGAAGAGUGUUCUUCAUUGGGUAUCUCAGAGCCUGAAUUUAGUCAAGAUAAUUCUUGCAGAGUGUCAAAUAUGAAUUUGAAAGGGGAUGAAUCUAGGGAUUAGAUGCUUUGAGAAAUGACUGAUGAAAACUGGCUCCAACCUCAUUUUGGAUAUAACUUUUUAAGUGUAGAAUUGGACCCAUUUGUGGAGCUUGUAAUAGAUUUUGCAGAGAGUGAGUCGGACAGCCAUAAUUUUUUGGUUCAUCAUCAACAGCAUCAGAGCUAUGAGUUUGCAUCUGCUGUUCUUAUGUCCAGAACAGAGAGUAGGCUAUUUCAGUAAUGUGGCAGAACUUUUCAUCACUAGAAGUAUCCCUGCAUAAUUUGUUUACUCUCUGUUGGACCAAAGCCCCCUUUGUAAAUCAGUGUACAUCUUGUUAUGCUUUAAUAUCUGCCAAAACUCUUUGAUAAGUA
Theobroma umbraticum is the source of this 1328-nucleotide messenger RNA. Its product is annotated as pollen-specific LRR extensin-like protein. The record is from RefSeq and is a predicted model, not a curated record. Lineage: Eukaryota; Viridiplantae; Streptophyta; Magnoliopsida; Malvales; Malvaceae.